AGCAAAUAUAAGCAACAAUGAGGCUCCGCAGGCAGCGCCAUCUUUUCUGGGCUUGUGCGUCGUCCAUAUUGCGUGGUGCACAAGUAGGUCUCCGAAAUUUGUGAGCAUUUCGUUGUGAAAAACGCCAACUAAGCACUCCUGACAUGCCGAAGAACAAGGGAAAGGGAGGUAAAAAUAGGAGAAGAGGAAAGAACGAAAAUGAAACUGAAAAGAGAGAACUCGUCUUCAAGGAGGACGGCCAAGAAUAUGCUCAAGUUAUCAAAAUGCUUGGCAACGGACGGCUAGAGGCCAUGUGCUUUGAUGGCAUGAAGAGACUGUGUCACAUUCGAGGAAAACUGAGAAAAAAGGUUUGGAUAAACCAGGGUGACAUCAUUUUAGUGGGUUUGCGGGACUACCAGGAUGCCAAGGCAGAUGUCAUCCUCAAAUACAAUCCAGACGAAGCACGAAACCUGAAGUCCUACGGAGAACUGCCUGAGCACGCGAAAAUCAACGACACUGUCAACUUUGGUGAAGAAGAGGAAGACGACAACAUUGAGUUCGAUGAAGUCAGUGGCGAUGAGGACAUUGAGGGGAUCUGAGCAUUGGUGAAGAGCAUGCAGGAGCAAUCCCCACAGUAUCACCGUUUGCAGAAUGUCGAAUGCCGCUGGUUUCUCUCGGCUACCUUUCAUGCGAAAUUUACCAUUUUUUCCGUGCUUGUGUCGUGUGAAGUCUGCAGAAGUAAAGGUAAUAAAGUGCUAUUUAUUUUCCUUUC
Messenger RNA from Dermacentor albipictus, 751 nucleotides. It is a transcript of the gene eIF1A, whose product is annotated as eukaryotic translation initiation factor 1A. The record is from RefSeq and is a predicted model, not a curated record. Gene Ontology annotation, biological process: translational initiation. Gene Ontology annotation, molecular function: RNA binding; translation initiation factor activity. Gene Ontology annotation, cellular component: cytoplasm. NCBI's taxonomy places the organism in Eukaryota, Metazoa, Arthropoda, Arachnida, Ixodida, Ixodidae.